GAGCGCUUUGGGUUUGUGGAGGUUGUUCUUGGGACUGGCGGGGGGAAAAGACUGGGAUGAGGAAUGAACGGUAUGAGGGGAAGGUGUUAAGUGUCAGGGAACGUUACACAGGCGGCGAGCCGAACUGUCUAGCGAGACCCCUGGCGUCUUCAUCUCAACUUCGGAGAGCCCAGCGAAGCCACGAGAGAGGUGAGGGAGUCAGGGCCCGGAAGUCAGGGGAGGCUCCCGAAGGGAGCUGCCGAACGACGGGCCAGCAGCCAGCGAAAGGACCGCCGGCGCCCUCCCCCGAGGAAGGGAGUCCAGAAAUUGGCGGCAGGCUCUCCCCGGAGGCAGCCGUAUCCAGCAUGCUCCAAGGCCAAAGCUCUGUGCUCCAGGCGCUGCUGGGGACUUUAUUCACAUGGGGGCUGACGGCAGCCGGGGCAGCUCUCGUGUUCGUAUUCUCUAGUGGACAGAGGCGGAUCUUGGAUGGAAGUCUUGGCUUUGCUGCAGGGGUCAUGUUAGCAGCUUCCUAUUGGUCUCUCCUGGCCCCGGCCGUUGAGAUGGCCACGUCCUCCGGGGGCUUUGGUGCCUUUGCCUUCUUCCCCGUGGCCAUUGGCUUCACCCUCGGAGCUGCUUUUGUCUACCUGGCUGACCUCCUGAUGCCUCACCUGGGUGCCACAGAAGACCCCCCGACGGCCCUGGCACUGAACUUCGCCCCUGCGUCGAUGAAGAAGUCUGACACUGAGGGUCCCAGGCUGCUCUUCCCAGAGAGUGAACUUUCCAUCCGGAUAGGUAGAGCUGGGCUUAUUUCAGACAAGAGCGAGAACGGCGAGGCCUAUCAGAGGAAGAAGGCGGUGGCCACCGGCCUUGCCGAGGGCCCUGCCUCACCGGUGCCUCCUCGAGGGAACCCGGCGCAGCCUGGCAGCAGCAGCUGGAGGAGGAUCACCCUGCUCAUCUUGGCCAUCACCAUCCACAACAUUCCAGAGGGUCUUGCUGUCGGCGUUGGGUUUGGGGCUGUAGGAAAGACGGCAUCAGCCACCUUCGAGAGUGCCAGACAAAUGGAUGUCAUUGUUACCUGGAGACCCGGGAACUCUCCAGCUGAUGAGGCAGAGAAUCCGGACCUUCACAGCCAUUCAUUUGGGAAACAUGCCCCUCGGGGGGCCUGCUGCCCUUACAUCCUGGCAUUGGCUGGAUGGAGAGAUGCACGCACGGAUGAAUGAAAGUCUGCUGAUCACUUACCUGUCACCUGAGAUUGUCCGUGAGAAACUGUUUCAUCUUAGUCUGGCUUCACCCACGUAUCUGGCAGACUUUCCACACUUCCCAGGACAGCUGUGACAAAUAACAUCAUUUUAACAAAGGAGCACCCCCCCCCCAGGAAAGAGACAAAGAGAAAUCCGAUUGGUUUGGGGGUGUUCUGGAAGUCAGGACUCUUCACACCUCUGCUCGCUGCGCGUCUAAGGUGACCAUCCGCUGUGUUGGAGUGACCUCGCCAGGAAGCCCAGCAACGGUCAUUCAUCCCCUCCUGCUGGUACGAGAUUGGGGAGCCAUAUCUCACUCUGAAAGAUGGUUUCCCUUAAAGGAUGGGGACAUUCUCUGAUGUGAAUCUCCAACGGCUGUGUGUGCCUACUCACACAUCCAUCCCUCCACACACACAGUUCUACAGAGAUAGAAAAAUGCCUGCGAGGAUUACUAGGAAAUGUGCUCAUUUCAGCACACUGUCCUUCCGGUGGUACCUCUGGGUCAAGCAGGUGGGACUCGGGUGAGCAAGCCCCUGGCAAUCCGACCGUGUCCUUGACUCUUACUGCUUACACCGCAGUUUCCAUGGGCAUUGCAUGAAGAGGGGUGGGGUGUAUCUGGGGUCCUGGCACUGUUGGGCUUUUGUGGGACAUAAAAACAUCCCCUGUGUAUGUGAAGACGGACAUAGAACUGCCACCUUCUAUGUUUUGCAAAGUAAAGACAUUGAAAGAAAGUCACUAUCACAGGCUCUCACCAUUCAUCAGUUCUUUUAUGAGGGAUCUCUCUGUUCAAAAUGUACUCAUCACCAAAGAAAUUAGUUCAUAUACUCGGGAAAAAACAAAGUCCUUUCUACCUUCCAGAUAGGGAUUUACUUGUCUUCAUCUUUCCCGCUCUCUCUCUCUCUCUCCAUUCAAAUUCAGAGCAACGUAUAACAUGAAAAGCUUGUAAUUAUGUUCUUCAUACAGAUUAGUGAGGUUGAGCCCCACUGGACAAUGUAACAAGGGCAUCUUGGCCAUCCACUCUAUUCUACUGUGUAUCAAGCUCUGCUGAAAAUCUUACAGUGUUGUAAACUGUGUUGAAAAUCAGUUUCUCUAAAUCGGGAUGAUGUAUUUGCAAAUAUGUUCCUUUGCGUCCUCCUGCCCUAUCAUCUUCCCCUGUAUACAGAAGCCAUCCCGGAGAGGAAGCAGGGUGACAGAGGGAGGUCUUACCAGGGAUCUUGACACUUGAAUUCCUGGCAUUACCCGGAAAGAGAACACCUUCUCUUGGAGAAGGACCUGAUACCGGAAGGCACUGAAUUCCUUUUAAUUGACUAAUUCUGUUUCUGCUACUGUGUGGAAACGAGGUUCUCCAGGACAGGAUAAUAUCAUAGGAAAAAAGAUUAAUUUUUAACGUACAUCUGAAUUACAGGGUGUAAAUCCUGAUACAGACACACACGGAGUGGAGUGCCUGUUUGCCCGAUGUGGGUUUGGGAUAUGAUCUGAGAGAAGGCAAGGAACAGUGACACAGUCAACCCCAGACCCUUGUGCACCUGCUUCCAAGGCCACCAAGAUAGCAGGUGUCACUCACGGGGAGGGAGAUAGAGCGCCUCCCACCAACAGCUGCUCGCAUGCGCAGGGCACGGUGAGACAGGCCUGUGAGAAGGCAUGGGGGCGGGGUGUGGCUGGUGCAGCCCCCGCCCCUCCCCAGUCUAGCGCACCUCAAGAACACGUGGAAUAUUUAAGAGCAUGGAUCCCGGAGCUAGACCACCCAGGUUCAAAUCCUGGCUCUGCCACUUGCUGUACAGCCUGAACGGGUUGGUUUUUGUUCUGUGCCUCCAUUUCCUAAUCUACAAAUUCCCACAAUAUUAAUAAUCAUCAAUAGUCAUAGUAGUAGUAGUAUCGAUAACAGUGUCUUUGGCCUGCCCACUGCAGACACUCCAGAUAGAUGCCCAGCCCAUUCCUGUCCCAGCCCAUGGUCCAGGACAAGAGCUCCCAGCCCCCUGCCUCCCAGAAGGAGAACUGGUUUGGAAGUGGCUUCCACAGUCUACAUGGGACCACACAGGCCUGGACGCCCCAGGCCAGGAAUGUGGGGGUCUCUCGGUGUGUGUGGCUGGCCCUGACAUUGCUUCUGUUGACCAGUGCCUUGGGCCCCCUGCCUAGCAUCCUUUCCCUGACUUCCCCUUGGCCCUCCCAGGCUGAUUUUCCGGUCAUGUCUCAGCAUGGAGUCUUCAUGCUCACUGUCCCUUGCUCUGGGACUGCUCAGCCUUUAUUGUGCAGCAUAUGCUUUUCUCUGUCCUGCACCCUUGCCUGGAAUGGAGCCUGAGCCACCUCUUCUGUUCUCUGCACGGGACCCAGGUCCGGGCUGUGCAUGGUCGGCUCUGCACCCGGGAUGGUGGGGGUGGGGGUGUGGUGGUUGACAGCCUGCCCGGAAUUCUGUAGAUGGUUUCGUAAUGGACAGCCCCUGCCAAGGGCAUGAGCCACUUCCCCGUUGCCCCACAAUUCCCUGGACUCCUUCUAGACCUCGAGUGGCUUGUCCCAAGCUGUGCAGGGGGAUGGACAGGGCGGCAAUGGGAACGGAGGAGAGAAAAGUCUGUGUCGUCUCCAGCGCCUGGGAAAGCCACAAAGAAACCACACUGCUGUUCUCAAAGAGCUUUGUAGGGUCCGUGCCUCCCCCCAAGCCCGCCGCAGGCUAAACAGAGCACACGUUGUGUGGAGAUCGGUCCCCCGUGCCAAGAUGUCCAACCCUGUCGCCAGGGACUUGGGUGGGGGUGGCUGGAGGCAGUGGUGGGGGAGGAGGGGGCCACAGUGUAAACGGCCCCUUGUGUGGCCGACAGGGAGAAGUGGCUGCUCCCAGACAGAGGGCGUCGCCUGCAUGGGUGCGUUUGGAGGGGCCCAUCACUGCCCCCGUCCGGCCUCCCAAAGCAAGGAGAGGUGGAGAUCCGCAGCAUCUUCCAGAGCAGACGCUAAGGGAGCUCUAGGCAUGGCUUGGUUGGGGUGGUGGUCUUCAUUUCGGUUCGUUUGCCCUUGUGACCCUCUUAGGGUCGGCUGUCGUAGUCCUCGCUGCCAUCCCAGGAUGGAGACGAGGACGCAGAGCCUGGGAACUUUGUGUGAGGUCAGGCUCAUGGCAAGUGGAAGACUUAGGGUUUUUUUUUUUUUUAAAGAUUUUAUUUAUUUAUUUCACAGAGAGAGAGACAGUGAGAGAGGGAACACAAGCAGGGGGAGUGGGAGAGGGAGAAGCAGGCUUCCUGCUGAGCAGGGAGCCCGAUGUGGGACUCGAUCCCAGGACCCUGGGAUCCUGACCUGAGCUGAAGGCAGACGCUUAACGACUGAGCCACCCAGGCACCCCGAGACUUAGGGUUUAACGGAGGUCCGGCCAAUGCAGAAGCCCAUGUUUAGCCACCACCCCACUCCCUGCCUCUGGCAGCCCCGGGACAGUCAUGAGAGCUGACACUGACGGAGUGCUUUCCGUGUGCAGACCCCGUGCUCCUCGACUUGUGUAUCAGCCACUGCUUGAGGCCCCUGUGAAAUGGCCAUCCUCAUCUUACAGAUGCAGAACGCGCCCGGAAACACACGAGGAAAGGGCAGAGGUCGGAUUUGCACCCCGGCAGUCUGGCUCUGGUGCCUGUGCCUUAAAUCACUGCCCCCCAAGUCACCUACCUGCCGUGACCACAGAGACUUCAAAACUGACCCCCCAGAGUGGUGCAGAAAAGAGUUUCUGCUUAGUUGUAAAAAAAAGCGUCUAACGCCCUAUGCAGAGGCCCUCCAGUUGGCGGUAGGAGGUAUGAUUCCAUUGUCAUACGCCUCUCUAACAUCCUGUCUCAUUGGGCAUGUUGGGAAUUAGAGGCGCAUAUAAACUCUCCGCAGUGAGGGACAGACUUUCUAGACAGUCCCACGGGCAGCAAGUGUUUAUGUCAAAGGUCAUGCUGCCCGUCCCUGCAGUAAGAACCCUUACCCCUUGCCUGGUGUCUCCGUGCAGCCAGAUGCUGAGGGAAGGAACUGGGGAGAGGAGAAAGCUCCGAAGAGAGAGGACAGAAAUCCUCUGGGUGGCCAUGAUGUCAUGAUCCACUUCCCCACCUCACCUCCUGGAAAGCAUGGAUGGUUGGGCUACGUCACUGGGAAGAUAGAGCAAGUUACCUGUCCUGUGGGUUCCAGAACAAAAGGAGGUGACAGGCUGCUUGGAAAGAAGCCCCGGGGUUUUUGAGCGAUGGUGUUGUGGUCGAAUUGUGUGCCCCCCCGAAAGGUGUGUUAAAGUCCGAGCCUCCCACACCUGUGAAUGCCAUCUUACUGGGCAAUAGGGUCUUUCCAGGUGUAAUUAGUUAAGAUCAGGUCCUGCUGGAUUGGGGUGGGUCCUAAAUCCAGUAUGACCAGUGUCUCUACAAGAUGAAGAGAAAAGACACACACACAUGGAGCAGAGUGCCCCAUGACAACACAGAGAGGGAAGACUCCGGCCCCAUGAAGGCAGAGGCAGAGGUUGGAGUGAUGAGUGAAGUAGCUACAAGCCAAGAAAUGCUAAGGAAUGGCAAGAGCCGCCAGGAGCUGGGAGAGCCAAGGGAGCAUCCUUCCCCAGUGGUGUGGGAGGGAGCGUAGCCCUGCUGACCCCUCGACUCUGGACGUGUGGCCUCCUGAGCCGUGAGAAUAAAUCUCUGUGGUCCGAAGCCACCCUGUUAGUGGCACUGGGCUCCGGCGACCACAGGCAACUCACACGUCGGGACUCCGCCCUCCCCAUCUGCAUCCUCUCCAUCCUCAGACCCACUUGGUUUUCUUCGGCUCCACCCACGGAGGACGCGGAGCCCGGCACGCCGCUUCUGAUCCACAUUGCUCUCUAUCCGGAUGCAUGUUUGUUUCCCUCACCCCCUGGGGAGCUUUCAUAUAUAUAUAUUUUUUUUAAUUUCAGGAGGAGGUUAUGGUUCUGUUUUGUUGGAUUCCUUAAGUCUCUCUUGGUUCAGUUUGGACCAAACUGGAGGAAAGCGGUGGCUUUCUUCUUUGCUCAGCAGCUGCCUUCAGACAUGGGCCCAUGGGAGAGUCAGGGCUGUCCCCCGUAUUGGAGCUAUUAAACUGUCGUAAGAAAGAGGCCUUUGUCGUGGGGAGCACAGCACUCGGCUCAGAAACAGAGACAGAUUGUGCUAGAAAACAAACAACAACAACAAAAAAGGUUCAACCACAGAAUUCUUUGGGGCUUCAGUCAUCAGCCUGUCGCUUGUUCUUAAAAGACAAAUUUGCUUUCCUCGGUGUAAUUCCAUCAGAUAGGCCGUCGGGCUUUAAUUCUGCCCAGACCCGGGGCUGGGGGCCCCGCCCAGACCACCUACACCGAGCCUGCAUCCCACUCCCUGCUGGGGUGACCACCCAGAGAUCCACCCCCACCCCCCACCCCGGGGCCCGGCUGCUCAGGGGGCUGCACAGGAGGGAGAACAAGGACCUGAGUCCACUCAGGGAGAAGCACUUGGAGAAGCCACGGAGGCCACGUUACAGGUGCUUUAGCCCACGAGUGUGAACAUUUUCAGAACUUUGCAUUCGACCUGGGAGAGCCUCAUUUUAUGCAGGAGGAAAACGGAAAUAAAGUGACUUGCCCAAAGCCCUCCCCCAACCCCGCCCCCACCGUUCACUAAGGUCAGACCAUACCUGCCCGCCGGGGACCAGAGGCCAAAAUGCCCCGUGUCCCCACAUGACACUCAGGGACUGCCGUGGGCCCUGAGGCCCGGAAUAGCUACUCUUCUGCCCGUUGGCCACAGAGCCUCAGCCACUUCCAGCCAGCUCCCCACUUGACCACCUCCGAUCACAGCAGAGUUAGCAUCCCCGGUGCUACUCGGUCGGCCAGCACCAGGCGCCCCCCAGACCCUGGGCCACAGACAAGAUGAAGACAGCUGAGGGAGGUGCUUCACCUGGGCCUCAGGGAGGGGUCUGCAUCUGGCCGAGGAAGUCGGGGUUUGUCGCUUCUGUCUUCUCUAGAUCCCAGAGCGGCGCUUCUUGACCCCUGGCUCAGGACCAGGCGUGACAGUCACACCCCAGACAGGGCCCACGGCGGCAUUGUGAGCACGCUCCCCUGUGCUGUGGGUGCGACAGGGAGGAGGGGAGGGAAGCCCCCCGUCUCAGCUGUCCCUCGUGAAGGCGGAUAUGCUUCCCCAGCCCGCGUCUCUGGCCGGAGGUGAGCAUUUCAUUACAGACGAGCGACAAGGAAGGAAACGCCGGCUUUAUUUUCCAUGAGGGCAGAUUAUUACAUUACCUUCAGGACUUUACACAAAAUGAAAAUGCAGGGUCCCUUGUUCAAAGAGGGGAAAAAUGGGGCGCCUGGGUGGCUCAGUCAGUUAAGUGUCUGCCUUCAGCUGUGAUCUCGGGGUCCUGGCUCAGCGGAGAGUCUUCCUCUCUCUCUGCUGCUCCCCUCUCCCCACCAGCUCGUGCUCGCACGCGCGCUCUCUCUCUCUCUCUCAAAUAAAUAAAAUCUUUUUUAAAAAAAGAACAGGAAGGGGCGACUGGGUGGCUCAGUUGGUUAAGCGACUGCUUUCGGCUCGGGUCAUGAUCCCGGAGUCCCGGGAUCGAGUCCCGCAUCGGGCUCCCUGCUCCUUGGGAGCCUGCUUCUCCCUCUGCUCCUCCCCCCUCUCAUGUGCUCGCUCUCUCUCAUUCUCUCUCUCAAAUAAAUGGAUAAAAUCUUUAAAAAAAAAAAAAGAACAGGAAAAAAAAGUUUUUUCCUUUUUCCAUGAGGUCUCUCUCAGCCCCUCACGGUGUUUCGUUUUGUUGUAAAAUUUGUUAAUUGCAGUAAAACAUAACAUAGCGUAAAAAUCUACCGUCACAACCAUUUUGAGUGCAGUCCGGCGGCAUUCCGUACAUUGGCACUGUUGAACAACCGUCACCACCAUCCCUCUCCAGAACUCUCAUCUUACAAGAUGGAAACUCUGUCCCCAUUAAACAAGAGCCCCCGAGCCCCCCUCCCCUGAGCCCCAGGCCCCCACUAAUCUACUGUCUCUGAAUUGACUACUCCCUCUAUACCUCACAUGAGUGGAGUCGUUCGGUCGGUUGGCCCUUUGUGCCCGGCGUAUUUCACAGAGCCUGAGGUCGCCAGGAUGCAUCCGUGGUGCAGCAGGUCAGAACUUCCUUCCUUUUUAAGGCUGAAUAAUAUCCCACCGUCCGGCCAUACCACAUUUUGCGGACCCAUUCAUCCGCCCGUGGACACCCGCCUGCUCCCACCUCUUGGCUCUCAUGAUAAGGCUGCUAUGAACAUGAGUGCACGAAUCUCUCUCCAGGACCCCGAUUUCAAUUCUUUGGUGCAUAUACCCAGAAGUAGAAUUGCUAGAUCACAGGGAAUGAUUUUUUGAGGAACUUUGCCCUGGUGUUUCUUAUUUGCCAAUUAAUGUUGGGCCGCAUCAAGCACACAGGUUCUGCCCAGAGGAGCGCAGACCCUCACAGGCUCCCAGGGCCCAAGCCCUGGACCCUGACCGGGUACUGGGGGGGUGUGCUUCCAACCUGAACUUCCUGGUCCCCCAGGCCCCUGAGUGGCUGUGCUGUUCGCUUGGCCCUUCAUGAGGGAGAGUAGAAAGGAACUGGGGAGAGACAGUGAGGCCAGGUGAGGUGAUUUGGAAUAUGUGCAUAUAAAGAUCUGUGAUUCCAGACUUUUCUGUCAGUUGUUUGGCCAAACGAACCUUUCAUUGUUGGCCUCAUGCAUCCAGCCACAUUCCCUCUUCAGGUAGAUGGGAAGCUCCGUGACCCCAGAUCUGAACCUGGGGUAGUGACAGAAGUGCACAUCAUGGGCUCCAGGGGGGUCCCGCCUUCCUGCCAGUCUGGGGGCAGCAGCUCCGUAAACACAACGGGGUCUUGUCUGGAGCCUAAGCACAGCGUUCACACUCACGCUUUCUUCUCUAAGCCUCAGUUU
This is a messenger RNA of Mirounga angustirostris (Northern elephant seal), 9054 nucleotides long. RefSeq names its product solute carrier family 39 member 11 (gene SLC39A11). The transcript has 8 exons. Lineage: Eukaryota; Metazoa; Chordata; Mammalia; Carnivora; Phocidae. Bases 57 to 1199 code for a protein of 380 amino acids. Gene Ontology annotation, cellular component: membrane. The record is from RefSeq and is a predicted model, not a curated record. Gene Ontology annotation, biological process: zinc ion transmembrane transport. Gene Ontology annotation, molecular function: zinc ion transmembrane transporter activity.